CUUGUAGCAACAGUUGUGAGAUUUAACUACUUGCACUUUUUUUCUGCCUGUAUUCUAAAGGAAAUUGUUCAUGUCAAGAGAAGCAAUGAAGCCACAGUUUGUAGGAGAAUGUGAUGGUCUAACAUUCUGGCUGGCCAGACCCCAAGACUACGAAGAGGUGAUGGCGAUAUCACAGAACAUCUACCAUGGCAAUGACUACCUUCCACAUCAUUACCACAACUGGAUGUCUGAGCGUGACAGAGUGGUCAUAAUUGGCAGGAGGAAUGAAAAGCUGGUGGCACUGGAAUCUGGACUGGUGGUUGAUGGAGGGCAAACAGUGGUGCUGGAGGGAUUAAGGGUGUGUCCUAGUGAAAGAGGACGCGGUGUGGCUGGGGUUAUCCAGAGAGUGACUGAUCACUACAUUAAACAGGUUUACCCAAGUGUUACAACAAAACGAUUUACAAGAGGUGACAACCCAGGACCUGAAAAACUCUCCAAGUUUAUUGUUCUGGCUUGCCGGGCUAUCCUGUCUUUGUAUGGUGAGACAGAGAAUUUUACAGGAUUUAUCUCAGGCCUGAAAGCAAAACUGGAAAGCACAGAGAAGUCAGCUGGGUCUAAUAAAAAAGAAAGACUAUUUGUUCUUAAGGACAGCCAUCAGCUUAAGUCAAUACUUCUGGACCCUGAACUUUCUUUGAGACUUCAGCUUCCAGGAGGUGCCAUCAUGCAAAACUGGCAGCCUCUUAAACCAAUGAAAAGCAACCUGGAAAUUCUUGAAAGGCGAAACCUGACUUAUAUUUUUGACUGUGUUGAAGAUAAACCAAUGUUUAUGAGCUUUCACACACCACCAUAUCCUGUUCCAUUUAAAGGUGGUGCUUUGCGGUUCAACAUAGACAUGUUUGGGACUGAUGUGUCCAUAGCAAGGAAGGCACUAAUAGCACAUUUAGAGCAGGUAUUGGAGGAGAUUCAUGGCACGGUUGUGGUUCAUGUUUACAUGCCUCAAAACUUUUGGGAAGCCAUUAAACAGUUUUGUGAGGGAGUUGAUGGAGUAAAACAAUAUUUAGAUUACUGGGAGCAACUCUUUUUGGAGAAAGAAAUGAUGCUGUAAAUGACAAGUAGUAAUGAUGUUGAGAUGAAGAGCUGUAUUAUGGUCCAUUUGUAUUUAGGUCCUAUUGGCCAUAGGAGAAGGUAUCAACAUUUUAGUAAAUCAAUUAUGUUAAAUUUACAUAACAGUUUAGGCUAUCAUUGUUUAUUUGUUUUUUUUUGCCUGGAGAGGUGGAGGUAUGUUCUGGAGAGAAGGGGAAUAAAAAUCAGUAGGAGUAAGACAGAAUACAUGUGUGUGAAUGAGAGGGAGGGCAGUGGAGUGUUGCAGGUGCAGUUGCAGGGAGAAAAGUGGUGAAGGUGGAGAAGUUCAGGUACCUGGGGACAACAGUGCAGAGAAAUGGAGAGUGUUUACACGCAUCCGUUUCUGUGUGCCAUGUACUGUGCAUACACAAAAUACAAUUUGAAAUAUGUAAACAAUAUACUCUUAGUAAUUAUAAGGACAUCUUUGUACUUUAUACUCAAAAAGGUACACAUUACUACCUGAGAGUACCAAUGUGUACCUUAAUGUACAACUAUACAUUAAAUAAGGUAUAAGGUACAAAGAUGUCCUUUUAAGGGUACUGUCCCAGUGGCAAGCUGUUGUAUUUCUUUCUUUCUUUUUGUUUUCUAAUCAUAUAUAAUCAUAAAGCAUAUAAAGCAAAAAAAAAUUAUGAUUAAAAAUAAAACCUGUCAAUGACACAAGGGUUAAAUGAAAAAACAAAAACAAAAAAAACAGGUAAUACUAGACAUUUCGUCCCACCCACUUUUGAAAUGAUGGCUACGCCCCUGGUAAUACUACGACUACUACUAAACUUUAUUUCGGCUUCUCCCGUUAGGGGUCGCAACAGCGGAUCCUCCGCACGUUUGAUUUAGCACGUUUUUACGCUGGAUGCAACCCUCCCCAUUUAUCCGAGCUUGGGACCGGUGUUGUGCCUAAUUCAACCCCCCGGUCUGAAAUCAACCCCCCCUUCGCGUGCAGGCGGACAGUACCGUCGUAUUUCCUGUAGAUGGCACCAAAAACACGGAAGGCAAGCUGAAUGUAAACCCCCUGCCCGAAUUCU
This is a messenger RNA of Silurus meridionalis, 2120 nucleotides long. RefSeq names its product histidine N-acetyltransferase-like. The record is from RefSeq and is a predicted model, not a curated record. The transcript has 4 exons. The coding region runs from base 71 to 1084 and encodes 337 amino acids. Lineage: Eukaryota; Metazoa; Chordata; Actinopteri; Siluriformes; Siluridae. Gene Ontology annotation, molecular function: acyltransferase activity, transferring groups other than amino-acyl groups.